Messenger RNA from Moneuplotes crassus, 983 nucleotides. Lineage: Eukaryota; Ciliophora; Spirotrichea; Euplotida; Euplotidae. The record is from the annotation of a GenBank genome assembly.
UAUUAGCCUGUGAAGGAGAAAGAAAAUGCACUGAACGAGGUGAGUAUAUUGGCAUCAGCCCAACAUUAUAAUAUUAUCUCUUAUAAAGAGUGCUUCUUAGAAGAGAGUUCUGUCAUUCUCUGUAUUGUCAUGGAGUACUGUGAUGGAGAAGAUUUAUACCAGAGAAUCGUAGAACAGAAAAAAAAGUUGUUCUCUGAAGCAGAAAUUUGGAAAACUUUGAUUCAAAUAGUCAAGGGACUUGAUGCCCUCCAUAAGAGCAAGAUCCCCCAUCGUGAUCUGAAAUGCGCCAAUAUCUUCAUGAAUAAGGAUGGAACUGCUAAACUUGGUGAUUUAAAUGUGUCCAAAGUUACUAAGAUGGGUUUAGUGUACAUUCAAACAGGAACUCCUUACUAUACAUCACCUGAAGUAUGGAUGAACAAGCCAUAUGAUAACAGAAGUGAUAUCUGGUUCCUUGACUGUUUGAUCUAUGAAAUGAUCACUUAAGGCUUCCCUUUACAACUUCAUCAAUGCAGGAGUUAGCUAGUAAAGUAAAAAUAGGGGAGUUAUCCAAAGAUUCUAAGAGUGCUUUUCAGAUACCUCGAAAAGGUAGUGAUAAUUUGGCCUGAAGUUUCGCCUUUAAUUAAAAUUAACUGAGAUCAAAUCCUAAAUAGGAUGUGUUUUAGAGAGUUUACUGCUUGGACAGGAUGGUUUUACUACUCCGCCACUCCAAGCUAGGAGUACGACAAGGACUUGGGGCUCAGCUAAAAACUUGGAUUCUAGAAGCUUCUAGGGUGAGGCUAAGGAGCGGUACUGGUGGGUUCAGAAGGAGGCUGGAGGGGAGGGGGUUCAGGGGAGAAGGUGCUGGGGGUACAGUGGAUGAGGUCUGACCUGAUGUAGUGCUGGUAGUGCCUUAUGGUAGGUUUGUUGUAUAAUUGAGGUUAGUUGAGGGAUUUUUGAAUUGUAUUUAACUCUCUUUUAAUGAUAAAAUUUAAUGUUUUGGUUCA